UUGGUGGUAGGGAUUCAGAUAAUGGUUGUCAGUCCAUGUCUGCCUGGAUUGAUUCUAUAUUGAAGACUGGAAACUCAUCUCUUACCCACUCUAGUUUGCAAAAUUUAAGAACCUUGGGUCGGAAUUAUGAUGCAAGUGCAUCUAAAAUUACAGAUGAUGUAAUUUCUGACAGAGAUGCUGCUUCCUCAAACGUGGAGUUAAAGCUUGGACAACCAUAUCAGCCAAGUCAGCCUAUAGGAAACUCUGUUCUACCAGUUAUUGCACCCAAACAUUUUGACACGUUUAUUAAUCCUCCUAAGUCAUGCUAUUCUGAGAAGAUGGUUGGUAGUGCUAUGUUUUGCGGGGAGGAAGAAUCUAGGAAAUAUCUUCAUCAGGAUGCAGACUCUUCUAACCAUACUACAAGAAGACAACGAAGCCUAUUGGACUUUGGUAACCAUGCGUUUGCUGCCAGCAGUCUUGUGGAUGCUACCAAACCUGAAAGCAGAGGUGAUGUCACCAAAAGUUUUGUAGUUCCAUUACUUCCAGUGCUCCCGCUGGAAGGGAGUGCAUGCUCUAAAGGUACUAAUAAUAUGGUCAGUGAAUGUAGUACGCCAAUGAUAUUUCAUUGUGGAUCUAAUACUACCAACUUUGACCCACUAAAUGCUCCCAUGAAAAAUGGAAAUUGUUCAGGGAGGCAGUUGAAUAUGCCUGAGUUAGGUUUCUGCAGAUUAACAGAAAAAGGAAAAGGUGCAGGAUUGGGAUGUGUUCCUGUUGGCUUUUCUGAUGCAAUAGAUCCAGCAUUUAGAGUCCAUAAGGAGGUGGAAAGUUCUAGGAAUGUCACUGGUGUGGUGCCUGGAUUUUCAGCAGUGCUCGACAUGAGUUCCUGUCAAUCGUCUAAUAAUCCUUAUGGCAGAUUUGAUGAGAGAAGCUGUCUCAACCUUCCUGGGAACUCGUCCUUUGAUGGAAAUAAUGCACAUACUGAUAAAACUUUUCUCACAAUGAGUUCAUAUUUGGGCUCUCAACAUAUUUCACAAUCUUCUGCCGUUUCAACUUCUACCCCCUCAAAACGAGAAGGCCCUUGUUUGCUUGAUGAUGGUCUGAGACAGCUUGCAUUGAGGCAGAUUUCAGAGUUGUCAAAGCAACAUGCAAUUUCUUCAGUUGGAAUGAGCGAGCUAGGGAGAUUGGAUAGAAUUUCUAAUCCAAAUGUACUGCAUUCUCUUCUUGGAUUACCAAAUUCUAGAGAAGGAAAGCAUGGAUCUAUUAUUCCCUGCAGGCAAGAUGCUUUUGAAGUUGCUUCACUCUCAUUUCCAUCUGCUGUUGAGAAAUCAAUCUCCAUGACAGGGUUAAACAACCGCUGUGAUUUCUCAAGAUUGACACAAGGUCUUCAUCAUUCUCCAUGUCAAUUCUCUAAUGACCAUUUUUGUGAUCAGUCUACAUUGAGGUUCAUCAGAGGUGAGAACAUCACACAUUCGAGUGGGCAUGCAAAAUGCUGUCAGAGAGUACCUUGUAUUUAUACUUGGGGGGAUUGCAUCUGCUCAGCCCAUGCAAAGUGUAGGUUUGAAGGAUCUCAUGUUGCCUCUAAGGAACAAGCAGGUUAUGUUGUGAAGCAGCUAUUCCAGCUGCUUCUGAAUUUAUUAAAGAUCAUAUUAUUCCGAAUGAAAGAACUAUAUUACUAGAUCCAGGAGGAAAAGUGAAUGGGCAACUUCCUAAGA
Hibiscus syriacus is the source of this 1691-nucleotide messenger RNA. RefSeq lists its product as uncharacterized. NCBI's taxonomy places the organism in Eukaryota, Viridiplantae, Streptophyta, Magnoliopsida, Malvales, Malvaceae. The coding region runs from base 36 to 1655 and encodes 539 amino acids. The record is from RefSeq and is a predicted model, not a curated record. The transcript is spliced from 4 exons.